Orcinus orca (killer whale) is the source of this 4006-nucleotide messenger RNA. RefSeq names its product iroquois homeobox 2 (gene IRX2). Bases 429 to 1913 code for a protein of 494 amino acids. Gene Ontology annotation, cellular component: nucleus. The transcript is spliced from 3 exons. Lineage: Eukaryota; Metazoa; Chordata; Mammalia; Artiodactyla; Delphinidae. Gene Ontology annotation, biological process: cell development; regulation of transcription by RNA polymerase II; neuron differentiation. The record is from RefSeq and is a predicted model, not a curated record. Gene Ontology annotation, molecular function: DNA-binding transcription factor activity, RNA polymerase II-specific; RNA polymerase II cis-regulatory region sequence-specific DNA binding.
CCCCUCCCCCGGCCGCGGCCUGGCGGCUUGAGCCGGCAAAGCGGGCGGGGCAGGGGAGGGGGCGGGCGCCCGAAUAUGCAGAUGAGCUCGUGACGGACAGCUCUGCGUUCCAAUGUCCCUCGGAAACUCGAGCGCUCCUUCCUCAACUCCUCACUCCCGAGUCCAGACUCCCCCAAACCCCGACCGCCGGCCUGGCGCGCGGCUGCGGCCACCGGCUCCGCGCUGCCGCUGCCGAGGCCGCCGCCGCCGCCGCCCAGCUGCUCCCCCGGCCCGCGGGCCGCCCGGGCUAGUGAGCAGGCCGGCCUGCCUCGGCCGGCGGUCCCCGCGCCCGCCGCCGCCGCGCCGCGCCCCGGCCGGGCGUGGAUGGAGGGCGCCGCGCGCCCUGCCCGCUGUUCGGCGUGACGCGGGCCCGGCGCCCCGCGCCCACCAUGUCCUACCCGCAGGGCUACCUGUACCAGGCGCCCGGCUCGCUGGCGCUAUACUCGUGCCCGGCGUACGGCGCGUCGGCACUGGCGGCGCCGCGCAGCGAGGAGCUGGCUCGCUCGGCGUCGGGCUCGGCGUUCAGCCCUUACCCGGGCUCCGCGGCCUUCACCGCGCAGGCGGCCACGGGCUUCGGCAGCCCGCUGCAGUACUCGGCCGACGCUGCCGCCGCCGCCGCCGCCGGCUUCCCAUCCUACAUGGGUGCGCCCUACGACGCACACACGACCGGGAUGACGGGCGCCAUCAGCUACCACCCUUAUGGAAGCGCGGCCUACCCGUACCAGCUCAAUGACCCGGCCUACCGCAAGAACGCCACGCGGGAUGCCACGGCCACGCUCAAGGCCUGGCUCAACGAGCACCGCAAGAACCCCUAUCCCACCAAGGGCGAGAAGAUCAUGCUGGCCAUCAUCACCAAGAUGACCCUCACGCAGGUCUCCACCUGGUUCGCCAACGCGCGCCGGCGCCUCAAGAAGGAGAACAAGAUGACGUGGGCCCCCAGGAACAAAAGCGAGGACGAGGACGAGGACGAGGGCGACUCGGCAAGGAGCAAGGAGGAGAGUCCGGACAAGGUGCAGGAGGGCACCGAGACUUCGGCGGAGGACGAAGGGAUCAGCCUGCACGUCGACUCGCUCACGGAUCAUUCGUGCUCCGCCGAGUCGGACGGAGAGAAGCUGCCGUGCCGGGCCGAGGACCCCCUGUGUGAGUCGGGCUCGGAGUGCAAGGAGAAGUACGACGACCUGGAGGACGACGAGGACGACGACGAGGAGGGCGAGCGGGACCUGGCGCCGCCCAAGCCCGUGACCUCGUCGCCGCUCACCGGCGUGGAGGCGCCGCUGCUGAGCCCCCCAUCCGAGGCCGCGCCCCGCGGGGGCGGCGGCGGCGGCGGCGGCAAGACGCCCCUGGGCAGCCGGACGUCGCCGGGCGCGCCGCCGCCCGCCAGCAAGCCCAAGCUGUGGUCUCUGGCCGAGAUCGCCACGUCGGACCUCAAGCAGCCGAGCCUGGGCCCGGCCUGCGCGCCGCCGGGGCUGCCAGCGGCCGCCGCGCCCGCCUCGUCAGGGGCGCCGCCGGGCGGCUCGCCCUACCCCGCGUCGCCGCUGCUCGGCCGCCACCUCUACUACACGUCGCCCUUCUACGGCAACUACACAAACUACGGGAACUUGAACGCGGCUCUGCAGGGCCAGGGUCUCCUGCGGUACAACUCGGCGGCCGCGGCCCCCGGAGAGGCGCUGCACGCGGCGCCCAAGGCUGCCAGCGACGCGGGCAAGGCGGGCGCGCACCCGCUGGAACCCCACUACCGGCCCCCCGGCGGCGGCUACGAGCCCAAGAAAGGUAGGCGGCCUGCGGCCCGCGGGGCCCUGGGGGAGGGGGCGCCGGCGGGUCCCCGGUUGGUGAGCACCCUUGAGGAGCCGGGGAAGGGGCCGGGGGACCUGUAGGUCUGGCCGGGGAAGCUUUGUCGCUUACAGGAGAACAGGAAGAAGACAGGACGUCUUUGGACGGUGGUUCUUGGACUGCAAGUUAGAAGUGAAGGGGUGGUGAGGGCAGAAAGGGGGCGGAGGGCCAGGCGAUCCUGCCACGCAACGGGACUUGCCCCCUCAUAGCUGACUUUUCAUCUGAUUUAUCAUUAUUACCGUUACUAGUAUUCUCGUGACUGUUUUCGUUUGGGCAAACACAGAUUGCCCAACAUGCAGCUGACAGCUUUCCCCCUGCUGACUGAGCCUACGCUUUCUGUCUUUUCUGUCCCUUUAUAGAGUCUCAGCUGAAUCUCCUCUUCUGCCUUUGGCUGGAAGGAAACAAAACGUUCUAGUUCUUCCCAGAGGCCUUAGUUUUUACAUCUUCAAAAUAGAAAGCGAGAGCCUAUUUUCUUUCUCUCCUUUUCUUUAUAUUGUCUCUGUUGCUCAUAAUGCAGGCUUGAGCUGAUAAGACCUGUAAAAGGAGUCAAGGGGGAGAGAAAAUGAGGACGCGGAAACAUGACCGAAGUCUGUCUCAGGCAGUGGUGGUGGGGACAGCGGGCUCCCCCAGACUGCUCGCUGGGCGCAGGGGGCAAGGGCAUGGUGAGCGUGGGUGUGCAGGCUGGUGGCUGUGCUGCUGUCUGGGAGACUGAUGGCUCUGGGGGUGGGUUCUGACUAACUGCCCCCUCCCCUGACAGAUGCCAGUGAGGGCUGCACCGUGGUUGGUGGAGGCCUCCAGCCCUACCUAUAGAAGGGCCGCACACAGCAAUGCAAGUAAGUGGGCUCCCUGGGGUUCCCCCUUACCCCUUGGGGAGCCUCCCCGAACCAGUUGCCCUGUAAACUUGCUUAAUGUGUAUUUCCUGCUUUUUGGCACGGGGUAUGAGGACAGAGCACUGCAAUCUUCCCCCUUUUUUUUGUUUUGUUUUGUUUUCCCCUUUAAGUGGGAGGGGAUCCAUGCUCUUUUAGAGAGUCCUUUUUCUGCUCAAGUUCUGCUUUACAGAAUCACUCCUUUAACUGGAAUGUAUUUAUUGCUGUUGUUUUCUCUUUGGAAGAAAUAGAUUCUUAAAAUCUGGGUAUUUGUAUGCAAUUUGGAACUUUGUUUUUUAACUAUGCUAGACCCUUAAUAGACACUUGCUUUGAUGAGCGAGUGCCCCUGAAACUUGGGGUAUCAAACACCUUUAUAGAUGAUCUUCGCGGAGUCAGACUGGAGAGACAUAGAAGGACUAGUCUAGCUUUUAUCAGGCUUGUCCCUAUGUCCGGAUGGACUAGGUAGGGCCGUGCAGUUCACCUGGCUGACAGCGGCAACUCAAAAAAUACCCACUUUACAAGUAGGCACGAUUACUAAUCACAGAUCUUGGAGAUGGGAAAGAGGCAAAGGCCAUUUCAGAUGGACCCCUUUUUAGAAUAUGAUGAUGUUGGCAUGGGACUGAAGGAUUUGGGAUGAUUUGGUCUUUUCCUUGGUCCACAGGUAGGUGUCACAAUUGCUUUGGAAAAAAAGUCAGCAGGCCAUUCUCUCUUCCCAAGUUCAUAAAUAUACAGAUGUAUUAAAAAAAAAUGAUCUCUAAAUCUGGACCACAUCUUGUGCCACUGUAAACGAGGAGGAUCCACAGGGCACUGCCAACCCACAGACUCUAUCGGAACAGACUUUUGUUGGACAUAUGUGAAUUUGUUGGCAUAGUAUAGCUUCCCCAAUGUAUGUGUGACUUUUGAAAACAAUCUUUUUUCUCAGGAUAUCUUGAAUUGAUCACUUCAUUGCCACGGUAUAUAUUCUAUAGGUGUGAUAGGAUUUACUGUAAAGUUUAUUUGUAAAAGAUGUACACAGUAGAAAUAAAACGUGAUUAUAGAACUUGAGUACUUAAGAAGUGGAAACAAAUUUGAUAUUUAUUUUUAUAAUGAUAUAAAGCUUCUAGUAAUUUAUGCAAGUUGUAUUGCAAUGGAAUCUAAACCUUUUGUAAAUAAAUUCUGCCUGGUUUUUAUUUGAACAUUGCUGGUUAUAUAAUCUUUGUUGGUUGUUUAACAAGAAUUCUUUACUAAUUUAUAUCUUAAAUUGUAAAUAAAAGCAAACUAGUCUACAACAA